Molecule: messenger RNA, 147 nt
Organism: Scylla paramamosain (green mud crab)
Lineage: Eukaryota; Metazoa; Arthropoda; Malacostraca; Decapoda; Portunidae
Exons: 3
Source: RefSeq, a predicted model, not a curated record
UCCUCCUCCUCCUCCUCCUCCUCCUCCUCCUCCUCCUCCUCCUCCUCCUCCUCCCAAAAACUUACCAUCACCACCAUCACCACCACCACCACCACCACCACCACCACCACCACCACCACCACGACGAGUUCACAUCCCACCACCACC